Molecule: messenger RNA, 1429 nt
Organism: Oncorhynchus mykiss (rainbow trout)
Lineage: Eukaryota; Metazoa; Chordata; Actinopteri; Salmoniformes; Salmonidae
Source: RefSeq, a predicted model, not a curated record
CUUUCUCUUCCUCUUUCUCUCUCUCAUUCUCUUUCUGUGAACAGUGAACGCGACACAGUCAGCUCCAGAAUGGCUACAUCUUCCUCUGCCCUGUCCGACUACCUCUGCUGCGCCAUCUGUACAGAGAUCUUCACUGACCCUGUGUAUCUCAGCUGCCAGCACACCUUCUGUAAGAGAUGUCUUGAACAGAGCCGGGAGGCUGGACUCCCACGCUACUGCCCUGAGUGUAGAGCUCCGAUCAUGGAGAGAAACUUCCAGAUCAACAGACUGGUUCGGAACAUGGCGGACCAGCUGAGACUGGAGCAGGGUAGACAGGAGCACACCAGAGGACAAAGACCUACAGGAGAGAGAAGAGAUGAGUGUCCUGAGCACGGAGAAACGAUGAAGCUGUUCUGUGUGACAGACAGGAAGCUGAUCUGUCUGGUCUGUAUAGGAGGGAGAGACCACAGAGGACACACAUUCAAACCUAUGAGAGAGGCACAGCAGGAUCUGAUGACAGAAGUGGUCUCAGCAUUAGCUAUACUGAAAGAAGACUUGAACGUAGCGCAACAUAUAAGAGAAAGUCAACAAAGAAACAUCUCUAAGAGAGUAGAGAAAUCCAGCCAAGAGAAGAAAAAAAUCAGGACCCAGUUUGAGGAAGAAAUCAACAAGCUGAAGCAGAGAGAAGAGCAGGCGAUGAGAGAGAUAGACAUGAGGUAUGGUCUUGUCAACAUCAAAAUGGAGAAACGUCUGACUACAAUAAAGAGACACGUGACUGAUGUGAAAAAGAGAGAGACCUCGCUUCAGUCUGGACUGGACAUCACUAACCCCAGGAAGUUCCUUCAGUGGUGGACAGAGAAGGGUCGUGCUACAUGUGAUACAAGGCAGGUUUGUCCAGACAUCUACAAAGAACUCUGGUUGGAAAAACCAAGGCAAUCUAAGGGCUGUGAAUAUCCUGACAUCCACGUGCCUGUUAUUGGCAGGAGGGAAUUAAGAAAAGCCUUGAAUGGACAACCUAUUUUUUCUUUUAAAUAGACCUCACUGACUUUUUCUGUAACAUAAAAUAAAUAAAAUGGAGACUCUUAACAUGGUUUACUACUCUGACAGUUGGACGAUUCCAUGCCAGUGUAAAAAAGUUUAUAUAUUCUUUUUUUCGUAUCUCAGAUUGUUCUGACAAUUAUCACAAAAUUUGCCAAAUAAAAAAUUUAUAAUGAAUAAAUAAUUGUUCAUAAUUCUCCUUUAAAUUGCAAGUGGCUGAACCUACUAGAUCUCAAAAGAGAAAUCAUCAGAGCAGAAACAGCGCCCCUCUGUCUCAGUAUGUGUAGCUCAUGUAUCUGAUGCUGUCUGGUCAAAAUGAGUAUGACAUGUUGUUGCAGAGCAUUCCGCCUCAGUUGAUAAUAAAAUGAUGAAAUUAUCAGCGUUGAGCUGAGCUCAACUAUGGGUGGUUCUG